AUGUACUCGGGGAACAGCAGCGGCGAGGGCGACAGGACUGGCAGCGGCGGCAGCCUGAAGCCGGGGAAACGGGACGCCGAGCAGCAGCAGGCGGCCGAAGACGUGGGGCCACCCUUCAGCGCCAGCACCUACGAGCUGCUGGCCCUGCUGAUCGCCACCAUCGGCCUGCUGGGCUUGUGCAACAACCUGCUGGUGCUGGUGCUCUACGCCAAGUUCAAGCGGCUCCGCUCGCCCACCAACCUCUUCCUGGUCAACAUCAGCCUCAGCGACCUGCUCGUCUCGCUCUUCGGCGUCAGCUUCACCUUCUUCUCCUGCCUCCGCAGCCGCUGGGUCUGGGACGACGCCGGCUGCGUGUGGGACGGCUUCAGCAGCAGCCUCUUCGGAAUUGUUUCAGUUAUGACUCUCACUGUUCUGGCCUACGAACGUUACAUUCGAGUAGUGCACGCAAGAGUGAUUGACUUUUCAUGGUCCUGGCGGGCUAUCACGUACAUCUGGCUCUAUUCGUUAGCGUGGACAGGAGCACCUCUACUGGGCUGGAACCACUAUACGCUGGAGAUACAUGGUCUAAGUUGCUCACUGGACUGGAGGUCAAAAGAGCCCAACGAUGCUUCGUUUGUUCUCUUUUUCUUUCUUGGUUGCCUGGUGGUUCCUGUUGUGAUCAUGGCCUACUGCUAUGGACAUAUUCUCUAUGCAAUACGGAUGCUUCGUUGUGUCGAAGAUUUACAGACUGUCCAAGUGAUCAAAAUCCUGAGAUAUGAAAAGAAAGUAGCCAAAAUGUGUUUUCUAAUGAUAACCACGUUUUUCAUUUGUUGGAUGCCAUAUGCAGUGAUCUCUCUUCUGAUGGCCUAUGGGUAUGGUCACCUUAUAACUCCAACAGUGGCUAUUAUCCCUUCUUUCUUUGCCAAAUCAAGCACUGCAUACAACCCUGUUAUUUAUAUCUUCAUGAGCAGAAAGUUUCGAAGAUGCCUUCUGCAGCUCUUCUGUGUUCGCCUCCUGAAAUUCCAAAGGACCUUGAAAGACAGGCCAGCAGUAGAGAGUGAAAGGCCAAUAAGGCCCAUAGUCAUGUCCCAGAAAGCAGGGGACAGGCCCAAGAAGAAAGUGACUUUCAGCUCUUCUUCCAUCAUUUUCAUUAUCACCAGUGAUGAUGUGCAACCGAUAGAAAAUGGUACCAAACAUGUGGGCACAAAGGUCAAUGUAAUCCAAGUGAAGCCACUAUAGCAGGCUAUAUUCCACUGCUGUUGAAAGCAAAGUGGACUUUUGCCAACCAAAUUGCUUUGGUUAAUCAUUCCUCUUGGGCUGGUUAUCUGUGGCACAAUUAAGAAGA
Messenger RNA from Gekko japonicus, 1324 nucleotides. RefSeq names its product opsin 3 (gene OPN3). Bases 1 to 1218 code for a protein of 405 amino acids. Gene Ontology annotation, molecular function: G protein-coupled receptor activity. Gene Ontology annotation, cellular component: photoreceptor outer segment; membrane. Gene Ontology annotation, biological process: visual perception; G protein-coupled receptor signaling pathway. NCBI's taxonomy places the organism in Eukaryota, Metazoa, Chordata, Lepidosauria, Squamata, Gekkonidae. The transcript is spliced from 4 exons. The record is from RefSeq and is a predicted model, not a curated record.